This is a messenger RNA of Eimeria necatrix, 2355 nucleotides long. RefSeq names its product zinc finger (CHY type) protein, putative. The coding region runs from base 1 to 2355 and encodes 784 amino acids. The record is from RefSeq and is a predicted model, not a curated record. Lineage: Eukaryota; Apicomplexa; Conoidasida; Eucoccidiorida; Eimeriidae. The transcript is spliced from 4 exons.
AUGGAUUUGUUUCGCACGAGCCAGCAGGGUGGCGACCCGUUGCCAACACAGAGGCCUCCUGAGCCUCAUCCAAAAGAAGAGGCGCAACCGGCGGAUCGAUCAGCGCACACUUCAAAACAUGAGGGGCAUUUGUCGGGGACGCAGCCAAGGCACCACGAAAGGGGUGGCGAUCAGCUGGACCUACGUAAGCGGAAGGACCUCCAAAGUCAGAGGGCACCAGCACGUAUCAAAAGUGGUGGUGCCCCCCAUGGACGUGGCAGUAGGAAUAACUACAAUCACAAGCAUAGGGGACAGAUGGGGGGAAACAACGCUGUCAGUGAAUUUAGUCAAGAACAACAGAGGGAGCAGCCAGAAGGCCUUCAGGGUGCGCUAGAUCCUCCAGAACAAGGAAGAACCCAAGAGUGCAGAGAAGGGCCUGGGACAAGACAGCAGCAGACACAGCAGGCAGAACAACGAGACGAAUUGCAGCCUCCUCGAAGGGAGCAAAAACGGUGGACUCGUGGCAGAGGGCUUCAACCUCAACACAACUACCAGUGGCGGCCAGUGGUACGCGGAGACAAGGAAGAGAAUGCACAACAACAGCAACCACAACAUUCUCAGCAGGAGCUGGAGCAGUCGGUGAGUCAGAAACAGUUGCAGACUCAUAAAGAGCACGUGCCGGAACAGCCUACAAGGCCACAGCAACAGCAACGGCAACGCACUUACACAAGAGGUACGCAACGAAGGUACCCACAAGGGCGGCACGUGCAGCGACAGCAGUGUGAUGAAAUCCACAAUGAACAGAGGUCCAACAGCCAGCAAAGUCAGCUGCCUGGAGUACAGCUGCAGCAACAGCAGCAGCCGGUAACUUGCCGCCGCGCAUGUGUGCGCCCGCAGCCGGCUGGUGUAGCGUCUUCAGUUGCAAUGGAGCUACAGCGAGUUCGCCGUCAGUUUUUCGACUCAUUCGCGUUGUUGUUUUGUCACCCACGGCUGAUGACUCUUCUGGAGAACCAGCCUUCAGCCGAUCGGGAGUGGAAAAUAACCCCUGCGCGAAAUUCCUCUUUAGCCACAAGGGAUUCAAAAGUUCCACCAGCAAUUGGCGACGCAUCAGAUCAAAGAAAAAACGCCGAUAAUGCAGAUGACUUUUCCGUCGGAGCACCAGUGGUUCCCAAGCCCAGCAAUGACGUGCCGUACACCGACGAUUCUAGUUGCGAAAAGCUUCCUGCUGGCGGCCAUCAGCGGGGAAGCAGCACGCCCUUGUGCGUGUUUGAGGUCAUUUUAAAUCCAACAGACCCCGAGUUCGACAAGUCCCUGCUGCCCUGUGGAUUGCGUCUGCAAGUUACAGUCGAGAAGAAUUAUCCGGGGUCUGAAGCAAUUACCACCAGUCAACAAGACGGGGAUAUCCCUUCUAGAGGGGAAAAAGUGAAUGGAGGGGUAAAUGGCCGGGACAAUGCAACAGUUGUGGCGGCAAGGGUGGCGACUGCGUCAUCGGACUCUGCGAACUAUGUUGGAGGAGAUUCACACCCGCCGCCUGCAACCACGCACAGCUGUGGCCCUGUCGAUACGCAUAGCUGCGAAUUUGCGUCAUCUGUAGCUUCUUUAUAUGUAUGCAAUGAAGAAUUGAACGAUUUUCGCCGAAAUGCGAUCGAGAUGGUCUUCUCAAAAGUCAUUGAACAGCAGUUAGCCAGAGGGGAAAAAGCAGAUCUCGUGCGUACGGCGAUUAAAGCGGUGGACAGGCACUUGAGAGACGUAUUUGCGUUGCAAGUACCUCACACAGAGUCCGCCUCCCAAAAGGUUGAGAUGCCUUGGACGGAAGAAGAACAAAGGAAAUUGGAGGAAGCCGUUGUUUUGUAUCGUCGGGUAGCAGAGCCAGUCUUACGGUGGCGCAACAUCAGCAGCCACGUGGGAACUCGUACGGCGAAGGAAUGCGCAAUGAGGUUUCAAAUUUGCCGGAGUGCUGUGCUAAAUGAGCGCCAGAAGGUAUUAGAGGGGGCCAAUACCAAAGAAGAGUCAGAAGAGUCGAGUGACGGCCUAGAAGAUGAGCUUGAUGGCGAAGAUGGAGAAAAUAAUGCGGGAGUACCUGGGAAAACGCCUGCAGUGGCACGUGGCAGCGACGUUUCCCUUAUAGACACGACGUCAGAGGGGGUAUCUUCUCUGCAUCUGAGUUGCAUACGACUGCAAGUCACGUGUGGUCGAUGUAAAUCUCCAGCAGAUAUGCGUGUUUCGCUGCCAAAAGAUGGAGCAGCCUUGGAUGCAGCGGGUAAGCUGCUCGGUAACCUGUGCAAAGUGCCAACUGCGUAUGGGCAUAAAGGUACAGCCAUUGAUUGGCGUUACGGGGAGCUCCUUAAUGCGGGUGGCCGUUGUGGAAGAAAUUGA